AUGUGAUAAAAUAAUACAAAUAUUUCUAUUUAAAUAGGAUUUAAGAGAAAGGAAAAUUUGUCAAAUUGGAUAAAUGUGUUGGCAAUAGUCCCGCGUUCCAAUGUUGUCACGUUAACGGUAAACUAUAGAUUGACAGAUUUCAGGAUUGACUAUGUUUUGAGUAAAAUAUGGAUAACCUUAAAUUGAAGAAGAUUUUUUAGUCCAUUGAUUCAAGUAUUGCACAUGGACACAUGGUAACGCCAACAUGACUUUACUACUCUGUAUCGUAUUAUCUGGACUAGCUUCUAUAGAUGUUGUGAAGAGUUCAAGUUGUAGUGACUCAAUUAGUAAACUUCCUUACCAAAUAAGACUCAAAGAGACUGAAACGGGUCUUCAGUUUAAUAUUAGUUUAAACUCAUCGGACAGUUGGAGUUUGGAAGUUAAACAAAUAAAUGGUAGAGCUCUUCAAAAACGCCAAAGAGAUUAUGUACGCACAUUUUUCAACCUAACGGAGAAUAAUGAAACCAACGUUUUAUCGUUUUAUGUUGUAAAGGAACUGGACUUGGAGGGUUUUUAUAAAUAUAUUACAACACAAAUAAGCUCUAUACAACUAAAUUUCAAGUGUGGAGUAUUUGAUGAGAGAGAGAUAGCAGUUUUAGUUGGUGCAGUUAAUGAAUUUGCACCUUAUUUCAAGGACAGACCAUACACUUAUGCUAUGACAGAGGAUAAAACAAAUGGGACAACCAUAUUUACUGUUCCGAACCAUGUCGUCGAUAAGGAUGUUCUUAGAAAUGGCGGCUUUAAUUAUUAUAUAGAACAGUAUAAAGUACAGCCGAGUGUUGAUGGCAGGGACUAUUUUCAAAUAAAAUUUUCAUCAAGCGGACUUGUCACCUUGAAGAACUCCAUUGAUUUUGACGAUUUGUAUAGAAGAGGAAAACCAACCUAUUUUAUGCUGAAUUUAACAGCAGAGGAUACCACGAAUUUAAAGUCUUGGACGACUUUAAAUAUAAGCAUUAUAGAUGUGGACGACCAGAAACCAAUGUUCAGUAUGUGUGUGCCACCAUGCCAGAAGGCUCAAUACAGAACAAACACACAGGUUGGAUACAGAGGAGUUCUAGGAAUCAAACCAAUGGAAGUGUUUGCAAAGGAUCCAGAUACAUUCAACAAUUCGAUCGUCUACACGUUGGAGCCAGUGCCAUAUCAAUAUGCGAGUGCAUUCUCAAUAGACAGCAGGACAGGGGAAAUAACUCAGAAUUUGAAUGUUUUAGAUGCUGGUGUACUUAUUAUAAAGGCAACAGAAGAUUCAGUCAAACAACUUUUCGAUGAUGCUACACUUUUGGUCACCCUUGGCAACGGUACAUCGGCAACACCUCCUCCAGUAGGUAAAUCAGUGGAUGAUGACUCAGGUAAUUUGAAGAUGGUUAUCAUUAUCCUUGCAGUUGUUUCCCUGCUGAUUAUCAUUGUGAUAAUUAUAGUGUUUGUAGUAUAUCACAAGAAGGUUGCCAAAGCGGUUCGGCCAGCAGAUGAUGGCAAAGAAGGCUCAGCGGAUAUUUCGCACUCUCAAAACUGGCAAGCAAUGAACUCGGGCAGUAAAACAGAACUUUUAGCAAGUGAUAUGCUUAAUCCGGCUCUUAUGGCAACACCGGAUGGAAGAGGAAACACAUUGUUACCGUUGACGAAAGACUCUGCGACAGGAACCGGAAAGAAGCGUUCGCGUCGUCGUAAUAGGAAUAAGGAACCGGAAAUAUUCGAUGGGACGAGAGAAUACGAAGGAAAAUUAGACAUGGAGUUUUUUACAGAUGCAAAUACGAAAUCAAAGAUAAAACAAUCAACGAGAAGUAGAGAUACCAAAACCGAUCCUAAAUACUGGAUUACAAUUCCAAACGAUGAUGAGUGACAUAUAAGAAUAUUUCAGGUAGUUUGUAGUACAUAAACUUGAAUGGUUAAAAUAUGCUCAUCUUUCUAUAUUGAAAGAAGUUGAAACAGAUGAGUACGAGAAAUAGUCUACGAGUCUGUAAAUGUGAUUAGACUUACUGUCUGUGAUAUAUUUUAUUAUAAAUAUUUGUGUUUUGUUUAGAAUAAUGUGAAGUUAAAAGAGGAGAUGAAAAUUUCUAGUUGAACUUACUUGCAACUUGCCAUGCACGCCUCGUGUGAAGAAGUCUUUAUAAAAUAACGAUGUUCUUAUCUUUUUAACAAUAUAUAGAAUGAGGGUUUUCUAAUUUAAACCGAAGGAGUAGUUUAAAUAUCGGCGCUUAAUUUAUAAUGGCGCCUUCCAAAGUACAUGUAAGAACUUGUUGCGCUUAUUAUAAUUCAAUUCAAAAGUGCCACCAACACCUUUUUGACAACGCUGUUAUUUAUAUUUAAUUUCUACAGUUAUUAGCCUCAAGAGACCAGUAUAAUCUGCUUGUUAACAAAUGUAUUUUAUGUUUCCGGAUAAAAAGAGCGUUUUGCUUCCUUUCAAAGAAGGAUGUUAAAAGGAAAGCAAUUGCGACAGUACAGCCUACAAAGAGUUUAUCCUAAAAAAAAGUUCAUUGAAUCCAGAACAAGGUCUAAAUUUCUCUAUAAAGUCUAUACAGGACAUUUUUUUGAUUUCACAGAAUUUGAAACCGAUACUUUAAUUUAUUUUCAUCGUGAUGUUGUUUACAAACAUAUUGCGAUGGUUUUUAAUUUGCUUCUUAGAAUAUAUUUUUAAAUCAUGUGCAUACGGAAUUUUUUGGUGCAUUUUAUUUCUAUUAGAAAGAAAAAACACAUUAACACUGUGUCUUUCGUCAAGGCGUCUUGCUCAUUUGUAUAAUUACUUAUGUAUACUGAAUAAGUUCGAGAGUUGGUGGGUUAACAGUUUGAACAUGUUAACUCCGGUAUAUUCUGUUUUUGCUUUUGCACAACCCAGGAGGCAGUAGUCGAAUUGGUUUUUUUCAAAUGAUAUUCUGUUUAUUUGUUUAUGCAUGUCAAAAGCUUAAAUUGAAGUGUGAGUUAAAUAUUUUUGGUAUUUGAACAGUCUGUUUAUCUAUGGGAUGUUUUAUUUUACAACGUAAUUCGAAUUUGUGCUAAUUAUUGAAAGUUCUGAUAACUUCUUCUUUUUUUCAAUGUUUUCUAUAAAUGAUCUUUCGUCUGAUAUUUGUCUUAUUGUCAAUCAUAUCACAUCUUAAACUGAUAUUAUAAAUAACGGCAACAGUAGUAUACCGCUGUACAAUAUUCUUGAAUCGAUUAGGAAUAAACAAAUCUGGGUCACAAAUCAAAACCGAGGGAAUCACAUCAACAACAAAAAACAAACACGGAAUAACAGAAACACUGGACUGCUACAAAAACAAACACUAA
Molecule: messenger RNA, 3297 nt
Organism: Mytilus trossulus (common blue mussel)
Lineage: Eukaryota; Metazoa; Mollusca; Bivalvia; Mytilida; Mytilidae
Exons: 12
Coding region: 245-1876 (543 amino acids)
Biological process (GO): homophilic cell-cell adhesion
Cellular component (GO): plasma membrane
Molecular function (GO): calcium ion binding
Source: RefSeq, a predicted model, not a curated record